This is a messenger RNA of Uncinocarpus reesii 1704, 762 nucleotides long. RefSeq lists its product as uncharacterized. The record is from RefSeq and is a predicted model, not a curated record. The coding region runs from base 1 to 762 and encodes 253 amino acids. The transcript has a single exon. Lineage: Eukaryota; Fungi; Ascomycota; Eurotiomycetes; Onygenales; Onygenaceae.
AUGUCUUCACGCCGAUAUAUAGAAAUCACGCCUCAUACUCGAUCUAGUUCCAUUGAGAGCGAGAGAAGCGGAGGAAACGGUCCGGGCUCAAGACGACAGUCGUUAAGUCGUCAAUAUGUGGAGAUCACGCCCCAUUCUCGAUCUAAUUCCAGCAGCCGCCUCAGAGGCAGAGAAAGUCCUGCAAGUGACGACGAUCAGGCUUUGAGCUUGAAUAUCUGGGGCAGAGGCGAUACGGGACCGCAGCGUCCAGGAGCCCAUUGGGGCCUAACGACCUCUAGCCGCGGAUCUACCCAAGGGGAUCUCUUCCAUGUGCGGAAAGCAGCGAACAAUAGUGACUUCCAGUACGAACGCAAACGAUUUCCGCUCGGAUCGAAAUCAUCGUACGGUCGAAGCGAGUUGACAAGGCUGUCUCGCUCAGGCAGGCAACGCGCUGCAAAAGUGCUGGACGAAUAUGGCGAGAAUGUAGACAACCUACCUGUUGAUGGUGCGAACUGUCGAGAUUGGGUGCUCGGGUCUGUUGGCGCUCUUGAGGACGCAAACAUAGUUCCUCGUGGGACCCGCGAAUACUGGAUGGAUAACAGAGAGCUUCCGUCCCGGGAAGUCGCCGCACGUCUCAAAAAGGACGGACGGUCUUGGAUCCCAAGACGCGGCGCCGACGCGCAGUACACCGGGAAAAUCGAUGCCAAAUUCGAGAGUCGACGCCCAACAAUGAGGACGCCCGGCAAACUGGAUAUGUCCAAAUUCUCCCAUCUUUUUAAAUAA